This is a messenger RNA of Vitis vinifera (wine grape), 1193 nucleotides long. RefSeq lists its product as uncharacterized. Gene Ontology annotation, molecular function: translation elongation factor activity. The transcript is spliced from 11 exons. The coding region runs from base 94 to 870 and encodes 258 amino acids. Gene Ontology annotation, cellular component: cytoplasm. Lineage: Eukaryota; Viridiplantae; Streptophyta; Magnoliopsida; Vitales; Vitaceae. Gene Ontology annotation, biological process: peptide biosynthetic process; translational elongation. The record is from RefSeq and is a predicted model, not a curated record.
GCUUCAAAACGACACCGUUCAGGCAGCCUUCUUCACCACCUCCAAGUUCUCGAAACGGCGGAACUCAUCGAAGUCUGCAGUCAGUCCUAUACAAUGCGAGCUCUGCUCUGCCGGCGACUCUCUCGAUCUCUCUACGAAACCGCGGCUUCAUCAUCAUCAUUUUCUUCUUCUUUUACUUCUUCUUCAUCAUCAUGUUUUCGUCGGCUCGGAUUCAGAACUCUAAGCUCACUCACAUCGUCGUCAAACCACACGCCUCUCUCUCGAACCCUACUCGCAUCAUCCCCGUGGUCCGCCACUCAACUGCGCGGCGCCAAGUUUCUCGGCUCCGAUGUCAGACCUGGAAAUUGCAUCAGAAGAAAAGGACGCAUAUACCAGGUUUUAAAAGCACAACACACACAGCAUGGAAGAGGAGGAGCAACAAUACAGGUGGAGCUCCGUGAUAUUGAUAGUGGAAGCAAAGUAAAUGAAAAGUUUCGUACUGAUGAGACUAUUGAAAGUGUAUUUGUUGAGGAAAAAUCUUUCUUAUAUUUGUAUACUGAUGACGACAGCAUAGUGCUGAUGGAGCCUGGCACAUUUUCACAAAUGGAAGUCUCAAAGGACUUGUUUGGCAAAGCUGCUGCAUAUCUAAAAGAUGACAUGAAAGUUACACUGCAUUUAUGUGAUGGAAAGCCAACAUCUGCAUCAGUUCCAAAACGCGUGACAUGCACUGUUGUGGAAGCACAAGUGCCUGUGAAAGGGAGUACAGCCACACCUCAGUAUAAAAGGGUUUCGCUGGACAAUGGCCUUACAGUGUUGGCACCACCUUUUGUCCUUGCUGGUGACUCAAUAGUAAUUGAUACAACUGAUGACUCUUAUAUCACCAGGGCAUAGGAUGAAUAUUUGCGUCCUGCUUCGUGUUGAGCAUCCUUGCCAGUAUCUUUGGAUGGACAGGCCAUUUGAAUCCUGGUAUGGACAAAAGCUCAAAUGAAGAUCUAUUGAAGUAUGAGAAGUUUUAAUCAUUAUGGUUUAUAAACACAUUAUUUCCAUAAUCAUGGAGUUAGAUAAUCAACAACACAGUUUUUUAGAGCAGAAUAAAAUGUUAUACAUUGUUAUAUUGUCGACAAAUCCUCUGCUUACAUUCACAAGUUGAUGAGAAGAAUGAAUGUGAGCGUACUGUUCAUUUAUCAAGUUAUUUAGUUGAUUGAUUGUGUCCA